Pseudo-nitzschia multistriata is the source of this 2901-nucleotide messenger RNA. Lineage: Eukaryota; Bacillariophyta; Bacillariophyceae; Bacillariales; Bacillariaceae. The record is from the annotation of a GenBank genome assembly.
CACCUACACACACGUUGGACCGAACGCACGCCUUCCGAUCGACACGAAACACAACAGAACACAACACAACGCAACAUCACAUUACAUCCCACCAUGGCCGCGCAGCACACGAGAGCCGCCACCCUGGGAAUCGCGGUGCUCGUUUCGGCGACGGCAACAAACGCCUUUGUUCCGAUGCGGACCCACUCUGGGAUGGCCCGGGUUUCGGGCAUCCGCCAGAGACGACCGCAGGUGUCGCCGAGGGAGUACUCGAGCAGCAGCGACACGGAGGACCGGAGCAAGAAAGAGAGCAGCAGCGGCAACAGCAGCUCGCCGCCGCCACCGGAACCCAUCGAUCCAGUCUUUUCCUCGCUCUUUGAUGAGACCAUCAACUUUCUGGGGGAAACCAGCGGUGCAAGCAGCGAGGCGACCGUUCCAUCGACCAGCGAGGGCAACGAACCACCCCAGCUGUCCAUCGGAUUCGAUCCGGGAUCCCCGCCGCGGGCCUCGGAGGUCUCCGAUCCCGACGCCAGGGCCAUUUUUGCGGAAAACGCCGCGAUUCUGGCCGCGGGAAAAGAAGGGGGCAUCGACAUCGACACGAACAUGAACAUGAGCAUUGACAUUGACAUGAACCUCGACCUCGGGGACGCGCCGGGCGGCGAGGGACUCGUCAGCGAGGACCUCGAGGCCGUCCUGGCGGCGUCCGGGGAGGCCGCCGCCGCCGCUGAGGCCAGAAUGCCGCCCGAGCUGAGAGAGGUCCUGGACGAGCUGGCCAUCGAGGCCCUGAACCCUACGGAGGUGGUCCCCACCGUGGCCGCCGCCCCGACCCUUCCGCUGCAAACCCAAGCCGCGCGGCGGCAAGCGGAAGGCGAGGAGCUCGCUUCCCAACAAGCGGGGGAAACCGCGGUCCAGAACCCUCCGGCACCCAUCCCGACCCCGGGCGUGGGAAAGAUCCUGAGGUUUGCCGUUCCCGCCAUUGGCGUCUGGCUCUGCAGCCCGCUUCUCUCGCUCAUCGACACGUCGGCGGUAGGGGUCCUCUCGGGGACGGUCCAGCAGGCCGCCCUCGGACCCGCCGUUGCCGUGACGGAUUACGCAGCGCUCCUCAUUGUAAGUAUCGCUGUGCGUCGAUCGAUCGAUCGAUCGAUCGGUAUCUCUGUGUGUCUCUCGUCCCUUGGAUCGAGUCCAUCGAACGAGUCCCGUCUUUCUAACGCCGCGUGUCUUGUGGUUUGCCAACAACAGGCCUUUCUGUACACCGGAACCACCAACAUGGUGGCAUCGGCCCAGGAGUCGGAUCGGGGAACCACCGACAAGCCCCGGACCGCCGAGAUGAUGAUGGGUGCCAUGCGCAUGUCGACGUACGUCGGGAUCGGGCUGGGAAGCCUUCUCUUUGCCUUUGCCCGGCCCCUGCUCAGGGCCAUCAUCGGAAACGACGCCAUCGGCCCGGCCGUCUUUGCGUCCGCGAUGCGGUACGUCCGGAUCCGUGCCCUGGGGAUGCCCGCGGCCGCCAUCCUCGGCAGCACGCAGGCCGCCUGCCUAGGGAUGCAGGACGUCCGCAGCCCCCUCUAUGUGCUGGCGGCGGCGGCGGUGGUCAACCUGUUUGGGGACGCUCUGUUUGUGGGCCACUCCCACCCCCUGAUCGGCGGGACCGCGGGUGCGGCCUGGGCGACGGUCCUCUCGCAGUACGCCGCCGUGGCCCUCUUUGUCCGGUGGCUCUGCGGCAGGGCCCCGGAAGAGCGGGAAGCCGACGUCGAUUCCGGGCCGGAGGUGAUGAACCUCUCGAGCGCCAUUCUGGAAAUCACCAAUCCGGGCGAAAGAGACAGCAACAGCAACGCCCGCGGCGGGCACCGGACCGAUCGGCGGCAGAGGUUUCGAGCCGCCCUGGAAAGCUUCAAGCUCGCCGCCAGGCGGAAGAAGACGCCGGUUCCCGGCCGGAGCGAGGCCCGGCGGUCCCCCCUCCGGAGGCUGCUCCCGGGCCGAACGGCCGAGAAAACCAGCAGCGGAAGCGGCAACGAAAGCGGUCUUUCCUUUUCGACGCGGGGCUUUCUGAGGAACCGGUUCUCGGCGGCCGACCUCCUGAGGCCCCCGGGGGCGGAGACCCGCCGGGAGUUUGCUCCCUAUGUGGUUCCGGUGACCACCACGCAGGUCGGUCGGGUCUCGGGGUACAUCGCCAUGGCCCACGUCGUCGCCUCGUCGCUCGGGACGGUUGGCAUGGCCGCCCAGCAGGUCGUAGUCAGCAUCUUUUACUGCCUGUGCCCGAUCGCCGACUCGCUGAGCCUCACGGCGCAGAGCUUUGUGCCCGCGGUGUCGGAGCGGCCCGACGGCCCCGAGAAGGCCUCCGCGAUGGGAACCGUCCUGGCGAAUUUCCUCAAGGCGGGACUCGUCUUUGGGGCCGCCAUGGUGGCGGCGGUGGGGGCGAUCCCCCUCCUGGCCGGGUGGUUCACCUCGGACCCCUCGGUCGUGGCGCUGGUCCGCUCGGUCGUUCCCCUCCUCCUGGUCUUUUUCGGCGUCCACGGCCUGGUCUGCGGAUCGGAGGGCGUCCUCCUCGGCCGGAAGGACCUGGGCUUUCUCGGCAAGAUGUACGCGGCCUUUUUCGUCGCGGUCCCGUACUUUAUGAUGGGGGUCAAGCGAAGGGCCCUGGCCGGGGCCGCGGGGCUCUCCUCCGUCUGGACCGUCUUUGUCGGCUACCAGCUCGCCCGCUGCGGGAUCUGGGUGGCCCGGGCGUGUGCCCUGCAGGCGAGGACCCGCCGGUCCGCGGCAGCAACAGCGGUCCGCCCGUUUGCGAGCGAACCCGAAAGCAACAAGCUGGCACCGUAAGGAGGCGUUGGUGCACGGACCAACGAACGAACGAACGAACCCACCAACCAACCGACCAACUAUAGAUUGGUUCUUUAGACUACCAUACAAUAUAAACUAAUACAAUAC